This is a messenger RNA of Symbiodinium pilosum, 1365 nucleotides long. Lineage: Eukaryota; Dinophyceae; Suessiales; Symbiodiniaceae. The record is from the annotation of a GenBank genome assembly.
AUGGCGUUGCAGCUGCCGAGUUUGGGCCUAACAGUAAUUCCACUAUGGCUGCUAGCUGUUACAUGUCCUGACUUCCCUCUAGCCUGGGAGGAGGAGGAGGCUGAUGAAGCUCCUGGGCAGAUCUCAGGUUCCCUGUUGGCUCAGGGUGAGAUGGAGAAAGCGGACCAGGUGUACUUCAACGGGCUGGCGGGACCUCUCUCCAGCAUGCACAAGAUGAGAUUGAGAGAGGCUCCCACGUGCCUACAGGGGGUGCGACUUCACUUUCACCAAGCUCGAGGCCUGUCGUUCUUUGCAGUGAAGGUCUUCAAGUCUAGCACAGACAUGAACUUGAUUGACAGAGAUGCCACCUACGAUGACCUGGGCGAGCCAGAGGACUUCUUGAUUGUCUUCACCAGCCUGGGCGUAGAGAAGUCGGAGCAACUCUUUAAGGCAGCAGAGGCCCGUGUAGAAGAAGAUGCAGCCUUACACAGCUUUCACAAGGCCCUGGAAGAAGUCGACGCAAAUGUGCGUGAUGAGCGCGGGGAGACAGCAGCGAGCAAGGUUUGCAGGUUUGGGCAUCUAAAGAUGCUAAAAAGCCUGCGCCUGGCGUUGGCUGACUUUACACUGGCGGACAGUCAAGGUGUCACCCCUUUGUUCUUAGCUUGUCAAGAGGGGCAUGUGACAUGCGCUAGCUUCCUCCUGGAAGUCUGCGGCCACAUGAGAGUUUGCAUCAGCCCUGACGGUGAGUUGCCUGAACGGUGGGCGCACGAUGGCGCCACACCUCUCUUGAUCGCUGCGCAGAAUGGCAACCUCUCCACUGUGAUGUUUCUUCUCUCUCUGCAGGCUGUUCAGCAGGAUCUCUGCAUGCACUCUGGGGCCAGCCCAGUCUGUGUAUCAGCGCAAAACAAUCACCUGGCGGUCGUCAAGGCUCUCGUGCGGUGCCGCAGCGAUGCGAAUCUUUGCUUGAAGAGCAAUGUGAGUCCGGUCUACAUCGACGGCUCCACACCGUUGCUGGUGGCAGCUCAAAACGGGCACCUAGCAGUGAUCAAAGCCCUGUGGGCAGAGAUGGGGCCAGCGGUUGCGAAGCUCCUCAUCAAGAUGCGAGCAGAUGUCAGCAAGCCAAAUUGUGAGGGCAUGGCCCCCUUGCAUUAUGCUGCCAAGGAUUGCAAGUUGGAAAUGGUGGAGCUGCUCUUGGAGUACAAUGCAGAUCCAGCAGCGCGGACGAGGUGUGGAAGAACGGCAUGGGAUCUUGCCAAAGAAGGGGAAGAGGUAGCUGGCAAUGAAGCACCUGGGUCAUCCAGCUCCAAUGAUACACUGCCAAAAGAACAUUGGGCUGCAAUAGCCAAGAAGCUGGGCACAAGUUGCGCCCCAGCCUCUGCAGCUUGA